Molecule: messenger RNA, 639 nt
Organism: Torulaspora globosa
Lineage: Eukaryota; Fungi; Ascomycota; Saccharomycetes; Saccharomycetales; Saccharomycetaceae
Gene: CSM2
Product: Csm2p
Exons: 1
Coding region: 1-639 (212 amino acids)
Biological process (GO): recombinational repair
Cellular component (GO): nucleus; Shu complex
Source: RefSeq, a predicted model, not a curated record
AUGAUCACGGCGCAGUAUAAUGAUCUCAAACUGCUUUCAGUCUGGACGUCGCCUGCCAGAUCAGAUUUAGCUCACUUCAUUUAUCAAACAGUAGCCAACAAUGGCAACAGUACGGUCUAUUAUAUCGACGCAACCAAUCGUUUUCCCCUGAAAGAGUUCCAACAGAUCACAUCACCAAACAAUAAGGAAGUUUAUGAUCGCAUACGAAUCAUAACGUGUCUAGAUCUCGCAGAACUUGCAGUCACAGUCAAUAAAGUGGUGCAGGUUCUGAACAUGGAUAAAAUUCAUCGGCAGCAGAGACAGAGCGAUAAAGAUGAGACUUCAGCGGCUGAGAAUCGCACCGAAAUUCUUCUGGUACUCCAAGGCUUGGAGCUCAUGUUCCGGAAUACCCAACUAAAUUGUUCACCAAGCGAAUCCCAUCUAGCUUUGCGAGAUCUACUACUGAGACUACGAGCAAUUGCCAACAACACGACAUCAGAUAGUUUAAUAUUAAGGACGAUUCUAACAUUCCCGCGAGAGGAACUACUGAAGUUCAUGAGUCGUGCUGCUAAUGACAGUAAAAGGCUUAAAAGCAGCCUAAUUAAUGGUAAUACCCUUGGUGAAUAUGUCGCCAAGUACUACGCAGAUAUAGUCAUAUGA